Messenger RNA from Arabidopsis arenosa, 745 nucleotides. The record is from the annotation of a GenBank genome assembly. NCBI's taxonomy places the organism in Eukaryota, Viridiplantae, Streptophyta, Magnoliopsida, Brassicales, Brassicaceae.
UCACGAAGAAACCCAUUUGUUUCCUUUGAGAGAAAGAGAGAGAGCCAAGAAUAUUAAAAGAGAAAAGAUUUGCUUUAAAAAUGCCAACGGCGAUACAGUUUCAGAGAUCCUCCACCGCCGCAGAAGCAGCCAACGCCACCGUAAACAACUAUACCCACCACAAACAGGUUCAAAAAGUGAGCCUCACGCGCGGCAUGGCUGAUGUGCCGGACCACGUGGAGCUUGCCCACACGCACGUGGUUGGUCCUUCUCAGUGCUUCUCCGUCGUGGUACAAGACGUGGAGGCUCCUGCUUCCGCCGUCUGGUCUAUCCUAAGCCGCUUCGAACACCCUCAAGCGUACAAACACUUCGUGAAAAGCUGCCACGUGGCUAUCGGAGAUGGUCGAGAGAUUGGGUCGGUGAGAGAGGUCCGAGUCGUAUCGGGUCUCCCUGCGGCGUUUAGCUUAGAGCGGCUUGAGAUCAUGGACGAUGAUCGCCAUGUCAUCAGUUUCAGCGUCGUUGGUGGGGACCACAGACUUAUGAACUACAAGUCGGUGACGACGGUGCAUGAGUCCGAGUCGUCCGACGAUGGUAAGAAGAGGACACGUGUCGUCGAGUCAUACGUCGUUGACGUACCGGCGGGUAACGAUAAGGAAGAGACUUGUAGCUUUGCAGAUACCAUUGUACGGUGCAACUUGCAAUCGCUGGCUAAACUCGCCGAGAACACGUCUAAAUUCUCGUAAUUACAUUUCUUUCAAUCUUUUAA